GCCGCCCGCCCGCGGCCGGAGGGCUCGCGCCGCUGAGGGCAGCGCAUCCUGCGGCGUUGGCCGCUGGCACCAUGCGGACCUCCCCGCUCCUCCUCCUCCUCCUCCUCCCGGCGCAGCCCUUGCUCUAGAGCCCGGUGCGGCGGGGAUGCUGCGGCGGGAGGCGGGCGGCGGGGCUCACCCCGCGGGGCCCCGCUCCGCUCCCGGCUCCCCGCGCCGGGCCCCGGCCGCCGUGCUGCUGCCUCCGCUGCUGCUGGUCGCCAUCGUCGCGCUCGCACCCGGCGCCCGCGCGGAUCGGGGUAUCAGGCAACAGCUUGUCAACAUUGCUCCUUCUACAGAAUCUUUUCCUAACUGGAGAACUAUACUAUCACCAACAUGGCCUUCCACAGAAACUAAGACUUCCUCUGUCGCUGAUAUUUCUAUGGGACAGACUUUGGAGAAUGCAAAUUUGCUUCAGAUGAUAAAAACAACACUGACUGGCACACAUACAAGAACUUUGGAUCAAACAAACCUGUCUCCCACCCUUUAUCAAGGCAGUGGAAGUAGUGCAUCCCAAGAACCUGCUGAAGUUUCUGCUGAGUCACCCCUGAGGUUGUCAUCUCAAGAUCCAGAUGAAACAGCUGUGGAAUCAGGUUUGCCUCAACUCGGUAUGUUUGCCACAUUAUCCACUAUACCAUCAGUGACACAUUUGAGCACAGCUGUGCCAUUUCAGCUAACACCAUUAGAAACACCUUCCAUUUCAAAAGAAAGCACAUCAGGACCAGACAUGCUUGCUGCUGUUCCAUCUCCAUUAUUUUCUUCAUUGGCAAAACAGUCACCUCAUACCAUUAAUUUUUCUAAAUCAGCUGUACUGGCCUUCAGAGUUCCUCUGUCUGCAGAGCCUGAAAGUUCCUUCAGCACAGAUUCGACCAACUCUCAGGUUAGUGAAAGCAGAAAUAGUCCUUUAAGUGUGGUCAGUGAUGUAAGUUCCAGCAUGGUGAAUCAAAGAAAGGGUCCUGAGUUUUUGAUGGGCACCAUGUCUUUCAAUCUCUCUGGAUCAACAGUGCAUCCCACCAAUAUAGUGGGAAAAGAGUUUCCUUCAGGAAGGACCUCUUUUUUAUCAGAAUACUCUAAUACUCCUGUGUCAAAAAUAUUACAUCAGUUUUCUAUGCCAGUAACUUCCAGAAGCAUGUUAUGGUUUCUGAAUGAAAGUAUGCAUAAUGUAGCUUCUACUGGAGUGAAACCCAACAGACAGUCACUUAAGCCUCUGAUUGGCAGAAAUGAUGAUGUUACUCCUCUGUCUCCACCAGUUUUACAGAAUAAAGCAGAGGUUCCAGCGUUAUUCUUCCAUCCUGUGGGUACUCCACAUAAAAUGCCUCAGAUGAGUCAUCAUCAGUCUUCCACAGCACUUAGUAAUUGCACUACAGGCUCUACCACUGCACCUUUCAUGUCAUCAGCUUCCCAGAGCCUGGCUGAGGUCUCCAGCUCAACAGAGAGCAUGCCUUCCCUUUUGUUGCCAAAAUCAUUUAUUCCAGAUGCAAAGCACGCUCACAAUGCAGUGCUGCCAGUACCAGCAUUUAGAAGUGAAACAGAUUUUCUUUUUAGAAAUGCAACACACUCCUCUUCAGCAAGCACAAUGCCUCCUUUGCUAACUGAGACAAAUGAGCUUACCUCUGCUAAGAUAGCACACGCAAACAGUCUAAGCACAGCAACAGCCAACAAGGGUAUUUUGCAAAUCCCUUCCGCCGCUUUCUCGCCGCACUCAGUGGUAUUUCUGAACUGGGCUUUGACAGAAGACCUCACUAAUGGAGCUCAUGAAGCAAAUGGCAUGCUGUUGCCAACUGCUUCGUCACAACCCGUCCCAUAUUCUGAUGGCUCUUCUGUGGUGAGAACAACUCAACAGUUUUUGACAAGAUGGGUGACAGCAAAAAUAUCCACAGACUCUAACCCUGAUUUUGUUCUGCCUUAUGGCUCUCAGCUUUCCAAAGUUUCUCCCGAUAUCCAUGUCAGCAAAUUCUCCGGAGAGUUAAAGCUAUCAGGAACUGCUUUGGAAACGGGAAUGGCUGCUCCUGGUCUUGCUGCUAUUACAGGACUUUCAAAUCCUGAGCUUGCUGUCACGAGUACAUCUGCUACUACAGGUAUCUCUGGAACUGUGCAUCUUCCAUCUGUUGAUGCAGACAGAACUGCAGAUGAAGACAGAAGUAUGGGAGUACCCACUGUUAUAACCCCACAUGGAGACUAUUCACCACCAAGAACCUUGACUCAGCUUCAUUUUACCUCGGGUUGGACUUCACGUUCCGUUGAUGCAGAGCAAUUAGUCUCUGUGCCUCCAGCACGGACUACCCUGCCAUCCUUUGUUUCCAUGACAACAGUGAGUGACAGCCACGGCUCAGGUUUCUCUGGGAUUUCAAGUGCAGCCUCUGAAAGCAAUAUAGCUCCAGUCAGCUCUCCCAAACUCGCAGUUUCACCUUCUGUGUGGACUAACGCAGUGUCUUUGUCCUCAGCUGACACUAGCAUUUCUCUGGUAAAAAAUUCAGUAAAAGCGGCAGUAAGAGAAGUUCCUCUGAGUACUUCUACGUCAGCAACUGAGUAUCAUUCGCUGUACUCAGUAGCUUCAGGUCUGCAAAAGAAAAUGAGAACAAAUAAUCAGCUGCUUUUCUUUGCCCCUUCAACAAAGUACACACACACAGUGUCUGGUCACAAUGCUUUGCACUUACCUGUCACUGGAGCAAAGCUAGACAGUUUUCCAGAACUUGUUAUAGAUGUGUUUGCCCUGAAAACAUCUCCUGUCCUGCAUCCAUCCCUUACUACCAUAAUUCCUGCCACCUUGCAGAAGAAGAAUGGAAACACAGCUGAAAACAUGAUUAAUUUCUUCACCACUGGGGACAUUGAUACCAGUGCACAGUAUGAAGCACUGCUCCAUUUGCACGUGCCUCAUGUUAAUGAUACAGGUGUUUUUCCCAGCUUUCUAGAAUCUCAAACAACUGCUGCUGGAAAGAUGACUUUACUGGCAAAAACCUUUAACACAACAGCAGCGUUGGCUUUUCAGCUCCCUGACAACUCAUCUCUUUCAGCCAGCUAUGAAAUUGGUGCUGCCCGCAGCACGCUGCCAACCAAGCCUCCUGUUCCUGUAACCAAGCCUUUUAGCUCAGCUCUCUCACAUAGUUCUGUUACAGAAGAAGAUAUUGGUUCUGGAAAUCUGGAGUUUAUUGAUAGCCGGUUAGAGUCCUCUGGUUAUUUGGUCGUGGCUGAUAAAAAUCCAGCUAUAUUAAGUGUGGAGGAGUUGGGCACAAGUGCUAUGAGGCAGAGUCUAGAUUCCACUAGUAUAUCUAAUAACACCACUACGGGUGUGCCUUUGCAAACCCCUUCUAUCAGUGCUCUGCAGUCAGUCAUCAUAACUUCUGUCCAUCCAUUACCAACACAACUAACUUCUGCUUUUUUUUCAACAACCAACUUUACCCGUUCUGUCAUUACAGUGUUAUCUGGAGUGUCUUCUGGUGCAAUACCUACGGUAGGAACUUCAGAAGCAAAACCACUAACAAGAAAAUCAUCUCCAGCUUCACCAGUGCCAGCUUCUUCCUUCUUGUCGCUAGGCACUGAAAACACACCUUUGCCAUCUGUGAUGGCUUUAAACACUCCAGUACUGACACUAACAAAAAAUAACACUGCCACAAAAUUAACCUCAAUUCUUAGUUCAGUAGGAGCACAUACAGAUCUUCCUUUUGCAACAAGAAACACAGCUGCCUCACCUGUGGACAUGACAGCUAUGUUUAUAACUCCUAAAAGCAGCAGUGUCGUGGCUUCCACGCCUGCACCCACAGCACACAUACCAAGGCAGAUAAAAACAACAGUCACUGACAGCCAGAAAUUCCCAAGCUCAGAAAUCACCAAAACAUCAACCCCAUAUCCACUGACAAUUACAGCAGCUUUGACAUCUAUUACAGCAUCAGCGAAAGCAACUAGGCUUCCCCCUACUCGAGUGGAAAACACUUCUGCUCCUUCAGAAACAACAGCAGCAUCAGCUUUUGCUAACAUGACUGCAGCUCCUCCACUGGAUUGCCGGCUCUCCUGGAACCUAAUGGUUAAAACGGUUCUGUUUCUGAACACGAGGAGGAUGAUGAUCAGCAAAUCCUUCAAGGAGAGUGUGACAAAAGGGCUUAACCAGGCGCUGAGACAAGCUUUCAACCAAAAUGUCAGCACUCAGGUGGAAAUCCUGGAGCAAUCAAGUAACAUCACAGUUGGUUACUAUGUUACACGAGGGAGACUGGUUUUUAUACCAGCUGCUGUAAUUGAAAGACUAAUUGCCUAUGGUAUCAGCAAUGCCACAGCAGACUUAAAGCAACACGUUCUGAGUCUUCAGUCCAUUGUGGCCCUGGCAAUGCCAUGGAAGCCACUUCCUGCGUACCACUUCCAGCUGAAGACAGAGCUGCAGUUUGUAAGUCAAACAGAUAAUAUACAGUCAUGCAGAUUUGUUCAGACGAUGGAGCAAAGGUUACAGAGAGCAUUUCAAGAUGCCGAAAGAAAGGUCUGGAACACCAGCAACAACCUAACAGUUCAGAUUUUGAAUACCUCCAAAGUCUCUCAAGCUGUCACUCUGUUUUAUGUAGUCAACAAUCGAAGCACAACUUUAAAUGGCACGAUUUCCAGCAACCUUCUUAAUCAGCUGUCAGCUGAGCUGGUGGGUUUCUAUCUAACCUACCCACCUCUCACCAUUGCAGAGUCUUUGGAAUAUCCCAACCUCGACGUCUCAGAGUCAACUAGAGACUACUGGGUGAUCACAGUUAUACAAGGGGUUGAUAUUGCGUUACUGGGACUGAACAAUCAGAGCUUUGCGAGAUUAAUGGAGCAGCGCUUGGCCCCGCUGUUCAUGAUGUCCCAUCAGCAAGGAAGACGCUUUAAACGGGCCACCACUGUGGGCAGCUACACUGUGCAGAUGGUAAAAAUCCAAAGAAUUCCAGGACCCAAGGAGCCAGCUGAACUGACAUACUAUACUUUGUACAAUGGGAAACCUUUGUUGGGCACCGCAGCUGCCAAAAUUUUGAGUACUGUUGACUCCCAGCGGAUGGCCCUGACGCUGGGUUAUGUGAUUCAAGUUCAAGCUGAUCCUGUGGUGAAGAACCCACCGAACAACCUGUGGAUCAUUGCAGCAGUGCUGGCUCCCAUUGCGGUGGUUACAGUCAUCAUCAUUAUCAUUACAGCAGUUCUGUGCAGGAAAAACAAGAAUGACUUCAAACCGGAUACCAUGAUGAACCUGCCUCAAAGAGCUAAACCAGUACAAGGCUUUGACUAUGCCAAGCAACAUCUAGGUCAGCAGGGGGCCGAAGAUGAAGUUUUACCAGUAACUCAGGAGACUGUCGUACUUCCACUUCCAGUCAGAGAUGCUCCUUCCUCCCAGGAGAGAGAAAUCACUCAGGAUGGGAGCACUAUUAAAACAGCCCAAUCCAAUGAAACAAGGAAAAGUCGGUCCCCGAGCCAGAAUGGCUCCAUCAUCAGCAACGAGUCGGGAAAGCCCAGCUCCAGCCGGAGCUCCCCGCAGAAAGUCGUGGCACCGCAGAAAGUGACAAAAGACGAAGGCAGGAAAAGAAACGUACCCAUCAGUGAUGAAGAGGAAGGAGGCAUUCUCUUUGAUAACAUUGCCAAAUCUGCCAUUGACCCCUUUGACACCUCUUCUGGAUCUGUACAGCUGAUUGCUAUCAAACCUGUGGCACUACCUGCUGUUCAUGCUGCAUCAGAUAGAAGUCAGGAAUCUGCCAUCAUUAAUGGAGAGGUGAACAAGGCUUUGAAGCAGAAGUCCGAUAUAGAGCAUUACCGCAACAAGCUGCGUUUGAAAGCCAAGAGGAAGGGGUACUAUGAUUUCCCACAGGUUGACAACAGCAAGGGGUUGACAGACAGAAAAAGGAUGUAUGAGAAAAACCAGAAAGAAAUUGACCAUAUUUUGGAUCCCGAUCCAGAUGUUUCAUCUCCGUUUGCUGAGCCUAAGAACAGGCAACAGAUGAAGAACUCCAUAUACAGAAGCCGUCAGUCUUUGAACAGUCCUAGCCCAGGAGAAACUGAGAUGGAUCUCCUAGUGACUCGAGAAAGACCUAGGCGUGGAAUCCGUAACAGUGGAUAUGAUACUGAGCCUGAAAUUAUAGAAGAAACAAAUGUUGACCGUGUCACUGAGCCUCGGAACUACACCAGGUCCCGUCAGGCCAAAGGCCACUCAGAGACCUCAACUUUAAGCUCUCAGCCCUCCAUUGAUGAGGUUCGACAACAGAUGCAUAUGCUCUUGGAAGAGGCUUUCAGCCUGGCCUCUGCAGGUCACGGAGGACAGAGCAGGCAGGAGGCCUACAGCUCCGCACCACACUUGCCCUAUUCAGAGGUGGUGACCAGCGCUCCUGGUACCAUGACCCGACCUAGAGGGGGUGUGCAGUGGGUGCCCACAUACAGACCAGAAAUGUAUCAGUACAGUCUACCAAGACCAGCUUAUAGAUUUUCUCAGCUUCCUGAGAUGGUGAUGGGCUCUCCUCCUCCUCCUGUCCCUCCUAGAACUGGUCCUGUGGCUGUUGCCUCUCUCAGGAGGUCUACAUCAGAUAUUGGCAGCAAAGUGAGAAUACCAGAGUCCAGUGGGGUGGAUCAGGCCCAGCAUCACGAUCCUGCAUCUUAUGCACCUGGUUCAAGAGCUCCAAUGCCUGUAGGCCCACUUGAUCAAUCGACUUUUCACUCAGGUAAUACAGUACCAGCAGUGUUUGCCAUACCAGCAGCAAACCGACCUGGCUUCACAGGCUAUUUUAUCCCAACACCACCCACAGCAUAUAGGAACCAAGCUUGGAUGCCCUAUGCUGGGGAAAAUGAAUUACCAGGGCAGUGGGCAGACUCAGUUCCGCUCCCUGGAUACAUCGAGGCUUAUCCAAGGCCCCGCUACCAACACAAUUCUCCUUCACGACUGCCUCGCCAAUACAGCCAAUCAGCAAGCAUGCAUCCCAGCUUGGAACAAGCUCCUUUGCCCUCUGCCACAGCUUCUCAACAGAGCCUGACAGAAAACGACCCAUCCGAUGCUCCUCUCACCAACAUUUCUACAGCUGCCUUAGUAAAGGCAAUAAGAGAAGAAGUUGCUAAACUGGCCAAGAAGCAAACAGAUAUGUUUGAGUUCCAGGUUUAAUGUCUUUUGUGCACAGCAUUUGUAUCUUGUAACUUGAAGCAGCCAAGAAAGUGACCUCUUUAAUUCUCACUUACAAACCUGCAGUGAACUGUGCAAAGUGAUGGCAUUUUUCUCCAUCUGAAAAGUCAACACUAUGAAAUGACUUAGAGUAGAGCAGCAGGACCCUGAAGAUAUGUAUUCUCCUUGCCAGCUGAGGAAAUGCUGCCAGGUAACUCUUUGAAAUGGAUAAUAUUGAUCACAUGCGAGUGUUUGUCACUUGGCGCUCAUACUGUGACCCAUCACCUCUAGAGAUGCUGCUGUACGUGUCAGUGCCAUGCAAUGUUUCAGUUGCAGGCCCAAAUACAGAGCUGCUGAAGAAAAUGUCUUCUACAUGUCAAAACCUUAUUUCUUUGAUUAAAGAAGAAAAAGGAUGGAAAGUAGCAAGCUAAAGGCCAUGGUAGGCAUGGCAGCCACAUUAAUUUUUUGUUGUGGGACAUUGUGCAAGGAAUGUUGAUUGAAUUUAUCUGCGUCACUGCAGCCUUUUCAUUCUAGAGACUGUAACCAAACCAAAAGAAUCUGAGAUGAGUAAGUAAUACUAAUAAAUGUCCUGUGAAUAGCCCCAAUUCUUUUCAUCCUAUUUACAGUAUAAAGAAGUGAAAGAAGAGAAGACUGUGAGGAGACUAAUGAUAUUUUGAUAGUUAAUGGUUACCUUGUCCAUGAAUGCCACUGAUGAGUUAUGGAGGAGAUUUUUUCUAUGUGAGAGAGCACAAUCUGUGAAGAGCUAACAAAGGAAACUGGUGCUAGAAGUUUCCAGGAGAAAUGAAAAAAGGUUAUUUGUGUUUGCUCUAUAUUCAGGCUUUUCACUCUGAAUGCAUGUGAAGCUGGUAAACAUGAGAUCUUUGAGCAAGCCUUUCCAACUGGGAAUAGUGAAUACACCUGCUUGUACAAGACAACCUCUGUUUGACACAGUGCUUUUUUCUCUUUCUCAAAUAAUGCUAUCUACUGAAUUGCUACCUGAAGCCGCAGUUGAUCAGUCUGGAACAGUGCUUACACAUGUAGGAAGUUCUGAAUGUAGAGGACCUGAUUAUUAUAUUAACAUGUAAAUAAGAAUACGAUUAAAUGGAUUUACAAAAACACUGGCGUGCUUUGAAACAAGAGGGCAUUUCUGGAAAUGAUGCUGACUGUACAUUGCUCAAGAUAAAAAUAACUAAUAGUUAAACUACAUUAUUGUAUGAAUCCAAUCCUGAAAGAAAAUCAGACCAGUUGAAUAGGACAGUAGUUUGUCUUUUGCAGUUGUACAGAAUAGUUGGAGAUGAUGAACAAUUGUUUUCAGUUCCUUUGGCCACUAGCUUCGGGAACUGAAGUUGUUGCAAAAUACAUUGUAUUGGGCAUGUCUGAUGUCAACUGGAGUUAAAGGUAAUGUCCUUCAUUUCAGUAAGUUAUUUAGUUAUUCUCAACUGCCUACGUUAUUUUGUUUGAUCAUUUCAUUUUCUUGAAUUUCUUUGGUCUUUACCAAGGUGAGAAAGAGAGCUUAGUUUAGCUUUUUGGCCAUCAGUAAAAUGAGAGGUAUGAGACUAGAGCAGGGGAAAGAGAAGAAACUGAUGAAGCACAAACUUUUAAUACAGCACUAUUUUUUCCCCCAAAUGAUUAUAUAAUAAACCCUGUUAGAGAUCAUGAUAUAUAGUUAUCCUAGAAUACACUGACAUCUGCUCUGAGACCUCCGAUGUAUUGCAGAAUCUUUAGGAAUGCUAGCUGAUCUUUAAACUAUUGUGAAAUUUCAUUUUUAUGAUUUAAAAAUCAAAUAUAAAUAAAAUGUAUUUUUGUAAUCUCAAUGUAUAUACUUGCUGUAUGGUUUAUACAAGUGACUGGUCUGCAAUAGUCGGAAGAUUUCCAUAAACCAAGUGCAAAAAAACCCCAAGAAAACAAAAAAAAAUGGAAACAGAUAAAUAAUUUUAAUGAUCAAUAUUAACAUGCAGCAUCUGGAAUACACAAAUACACAUUUGGGUGACUUGGACACUGAGCAACCAAAGAAACUGGAUCUUUUGUGUAAAUACAAGUUUGCUAAAGACAGGCUACCAUCUCAUUUACCUGUCAGCUAAUUAAUACUGAUCUAAUCCGUGUAAUACAAGAUGUCCAAAUGUCUUUUUGUGUUAAUAGCUGCCUAAACAUGUUGUGUUUAAAAGUAACUUAAAAAUAAAGGGCCAAACUCAGCAUGCUAUAAAGUGGUGAGUUCUGUUUGGCUUCAGUGGGAACUCAGCUCUCUGAGAGCAAGGCUGAGCUUUUCUGUUAGCUUUUGUUCAAACGUGCAAAUUUCACUAGAAUCACCUGAGCGCUCCUGUGCUUAUUUUUCAUUUGCUGUAACAGAAGUGCAGACAUAAUUUAAGAGCAGCUUACAGUUAUUUAAGCCUGAGCUGGUUCAUAACCAGAUUAAGCUGCCUUGGUAAGGGAAAUCUGCGUUAAAUUGUGUCAGCUGCUUUGGGCAUCAGCUUUAUUAACUUACAUUUUGAGUGAUUAUUCUAGAUAAUCCAGUGAAAUUUUGUAUGUAGAUAGGCCCUUCUAUGCAAUGGGAGUGAAAUACCCUGUGAAAUAAAUUUCUGUGUCUUUGACUCGAGUUUUGCAGGGUUAUCUUAAAGCUGCAAGUGUGGAAGCAGCAGCAGCCCUGCAGACUGGGAAAGCUCAUGAUGCCACGUAUCCCCAAAAGAGUCAGAGGAGGUAGGAUGUACCAGAUCUGAACAGCAUCUUUGGGACACUUAGCUCUGUUUGUAAAUCUGUACCCAUUCUUCGACUUCAGUGAUUUAGUAAUGCCAUCAGAAAGUGUGUUAGUGUAAAGCCUAGCAUCUAUCUGCCAUACUGAAACUGAAAAAGUUUGGAAAUUGCAUGCAUGGUACAGGGUGUGAAUGCCCAUAUGCAAACAAAAUGAACAAAAUAGAAAACCCUAACACCGGAAGAACCUCUUAAACAGCCUUCUAUUCCCGUAAAGUUAAACCAAGUACUCUUCAUACAACUGAGGAAGACCUGUUAGACUUCCGAAAUUAAUUUUGUUUGGUAUUGUACUGAUGAUGUGCAGUCUACUGAAUAUCCCCUGAAUCAUCCCUCUGAAACCAUUGUGGUGCACUUUAUUCACAAAGGUGUUUUACAUUCUUCGUUCAUAAUGGCUUUCUAUCUUAUUUGUAAUAUGUUUCUGUAUUUUUUUGACGUACAAAGUAAGAUUAUACCAAGACAGUAAGGACAUUCCUGUGUAAGAAAAACAUGCUGUAAUAUUUAUACUGUCCGAGCACAAAGCAAUGAUAAAGUGAAAAUAUAGUGUACAAAUAAUUUGUAAAAUAAUAAACAUUUUGUAUGGCUACAAUUAGA
Tympanuchus pallidicinctus (lesser prairie-chicken) is the source of this 10450-nucleotide messenger RNA. RefSeq names its product KIAA1549 like. The record is from RefSeq and is a predicted model, not a curated record. Bases 146 to 7117 code for a protein of 2323 amino acids. NCBI's taxonomy places the organism in Eukaryota, Metazoa, Chordata, Aves, Galliformes, Phasianidae. The transcript has 20 exons.